This is a messenger RNA of Mizuhopecten yessoensis (Yesso scallop), 1340 nucleotides long. RefSeq lists its product as uncharacterized. Lineage: Eukaryota; Metazoa; Mollusca; Bivalvia; Pectinida; Pectinidae. The record is from RefSeq and is a predicted model, not a curated record. The coding region runs from base 27 to 1136 and encodes 369 amino acids. The transcript is spliced from 8 exons.
AUGUUGGACAGCUGACCAUAUCCACGAUGUACGUGAUGACUUCACUUGUUUGUGCCGCCAUAUGCAUGUUCCUGACGUAUAUUAACGCUGCGACAUUUGACCCUUCACUUCGUGUCAUCAGCUGUACGCGGAGUAAUCUCGUCGUCAAGGUAACUGGAGCAGCAGACGAUGGACUCAUUUUCAUUAAAGGUCAAGGAGAAAACUGUAAACAGACGACAUCUAGCGGAGAAGAGUUUUACGAAUUCGAUUUUGCUUCCUGUAAUAUCGAAUGGGAAAUGACGUUCCGGAUAAUAGUCCAGAAGCUUCGAUCAUUCCAGACCGGCUCAGACAAACAGAUUCCAGUCAUGUGUAUAGCAGACACGAAUGAAGUGGUUGUCAGUAGCUUCCUUGGCGCUGCAGACAAAGACGAUGACGCUGGCCUCAACAGGACCACCAAACCGAUAGCCUCCUUAUCCUUCUUCAAAGUGAUCACGGGGGAGGAAGUCAUAGGGUCAGAGGUCAAACUGACUGAUCGCCUGAUCAUGUCGCUACAGAUGGAGCAGGAAUUUAUCAAUGACUUUGACAUGAAGGCCAGGUAUUGCCAGACGUCCGACAUUGUCAUCAUCGAGGACUUCUGCUCUGUAGAACCAGAACUAUUCGGAAACUUCUGGAAGGUAAAACAGGGGAACCUAAUGAAUGAGUUCAGUGCCUUCCGAACGACUGCCCUUGACGGUGGGUCCGUCAUGAUGAACUUUACCUGUAUUCUCCAACUCUGUCAGGGGCCGUGCGUUCCGGAAAAGUGUGACGACAGUUACACAGGUUGGGGCCGGAAGCGUCGUGAUGCGAAUCGGGAAAUAACUGGAGAUGAACGAUUUCGACGACAGACAGGAAAUGACGACACAAUUGACGUUGGCGGAUCUAUCAAUGUAGUGGAAAAUUACUCUACUAUCAAAAUUCUGACGAAUGAAGAGUUUUGCUGUGACAAGUUGGCACUGUGUUUACUGAUCAUAUGUUUAUGUUCCGGUAUCGUAGCGCCAUCUAUUGGAUGUUUCACACUGUAUCGGAAGUUGGUGCGUUGUCAAGACAUGCUCCAGGAAGCCACCUACUUCAGCAAGCCGACGUCACAGAAGUUGUCGGCCGCCGCUAUUCUCCAUUAAACGUGGUGUCUACUGCUUAUAUCAUGUAUACACCGAUAACUGCUAUGUUCACACGCACGCGCACACAGAGUGUGAAUGCAAAAAUUAAUCAAGCACGAUGAUACGUGCAAAAUCUAACUCGAAAAUAUAUAGUGUCAAGGAUAAAUGUUCAACAGUGUAGAUUCCUUGCAAGUAUUGUAAGAUGUACUGAAAUAAACAAUAUUC